AUGAUGGAGAUGGGCCGCGUAUACAUUGACCACCAGCGAAUCCACCUGGAAAAAUUUUCACCCUUUCUGCAAUGUCAUAAAUGCCUACAGUUUGGACAUAUGAAGACGAGAUGCACCUCACAAGAGAGCUUCUGCUCCCACUGCGCCAGCAAUGAACACCAACUCAGUGACUGCCCCGUGAAAAAUAAUCGGAACACUGCAAAGUGCCGCAACUGCCACUCACAUAACACAAAAUUCAACGUCAAAGCAGAUUUCAAACACCCAGCCAAUUCGGACUCCUGCCCAAGACUUCGUGCCAUGAGGGACAGAAUCGCCAACAAAGUAGACUACAGAUCCGCUUAA
Parnassius apollo (apollo) is the source of this 342-nucleotide messenger RNA. Lineage: Eukaryota; Metazoa; Arthropoda; Insecta; Lepidoptera; Papilionidae. The record is from the annotation of a GenBank genome assembly.